AUGGAAUGGCAAUGGCUACAAUGUCUUGUGUUGAUUCUCUCGUUUUCUGUCUUACCACUUUCUAAAAGUGAAAACACCAUAACCGCAACCAACUCCAUCACUGGCAACCAAACAAUAAUCUCAGCCGGAGGUACGUUUGCAUUAGGGUUCUUCAGUCCUGGUAAUUCUACCGGUAGCUACCUGGGGAUAUGGUACAACACAAUCCCGAAACUAACAGUCAUCUGGGUUGCGAAUAGAGCAUCUCCAGUUCCAAAAGGUUCACCAUCAACUCUCAGGCUUUCUAAAGAUGGGAAUCUUGUGGUUUUAAGUGGAAAAGAGCAGAUCUGGACAUCAAAUCUGUCAGUCAUAAACUUCACAGAUGCAGUAUUACUUGAUAAUGGGAAUCUGGUACUUAGACAUGGUAAAGAUGAACUGUGGCAUAGUUUUGAUCAUCUGACUGACACGUUUCUGACUGACAUGAAACUUAGCUCCACCAGAAGUGGGCAAGAAAUGCGUCUAACAUCAUGGGUAGAUGAUGAGAAUCCUCAACCAGGUAUAUUCUCACUAGGGAUAGAUCCACAUCGGCAUCAGGUAUACAUUUGGAAAGGGGAUGAACCGUAUUGGAGAAGCAAUAUCUACGCAACUAAUUUAUCGUAUGGUAGUGGAUUUAUAGGAGAUGGAAGGUUUGGCAGUAGAGUUAUGGAUGGAGGAUUUCCCGCAUAUAUAAGUUAUGUUGUCAAAGACGAUGAAGAUUACCUUUUGUAUGGUAUCUCUAUAAACUCAAUCAGCACACGGUUUACCUUGGUUCCUCAGGGGCAAAUUGAGCUACAUGUAUGGAUGCAGACAACAUGGAAAGUUGUAUGGCAGUUACCUCGAGAUACAUGUGAUUUUUAUGGCUAUUGUGGUCCAUUUACAAUCUGCAGCCAGACAAAUGAAUCAAUUCCAGUGUGCAAGUGCAUGACUGGUUUCCAGCCGAAAUCAUACAAUGAAUGGAGUUCAGGGAACUGGACAGUCAGCAUAGGGAAAAUGAGUUUUAACGACUGUGAAUCUGGAUGCUUCAGCAACUGCUCCUGUACAGCUUAUGCAUAUGAGAAUGUCACCAAUGAAAUUACAAUAAUUUGUCUGAACUGGUUCAGAGAGCUUGUGGAUAUCUCAAGUAAUAACACUUUUGGUCAAAAUCUCUAUGUCCGCGUUCAUAGCUCUCAACUUGUAGACAAGAUACAUGAAAAUACUUUCACCCACAAAAAGAAAAUCAGGAAUGAAGUUGCAGUUGCAGUUGCCAUUGUUUCUUUAGGGCUGCUUCUAAUCAGCAUUUUUGGUUACUUCUUGACAAGGAGAAGGAGAAGGCUGAUGAAGGAAGAAUAA
Molecule: messenger RNA, 1344 nt
Organism: Lactuca saligna
Lineage: Eukaryota; Viridiplantae; Streptophyta; Magnoliopsida; Asterales; Asteraceae
Source: the annotation of a GenBank genome assembly